AUGCCUGGCUCCUUUGCGGAACCAUAUACUAUCCCUGCCUUCCACGCUCGCUCCUGUUCCAUAGACCGACCUGUCCUUCCCGUUCACUCAGCCGGCCGAAGCAUUACCCGACAGUCUCAUGAGAUUGAACUGAACGAGUACCAAUCUGAAAAGCCCGUCGACGUUGAGUCUCCCACGUCCAUCAGGUCCGCCUACGAGAAGGACGAAGAGGCGAGCGAUUCCGAGACAGACACUUCCGAGAAAGACCACCUCGUCGCCGAAGGUUCCGAUCCCAUGCAACGCCGAAAAUCGAAGAAAAACAAAGACAAAUCUUCCCGACCAGAUCUACGCAUUCAAGUGGAGCAGAACGGCCACGCGAAUGGCCACGCAAACGGCGAUAUGGAUUCCCACAUUGAAAUGAGACGGAAACACGUUACGAGUGACGAUUCUACUGCGAACGCAAACCGCGUUAUGAGCAGAGAUGACUUCUCCUUGGACAGAGAGCCACCUCCGCAGACACCUCAGACCCCGGGCAUGGUCAAUACCAGCUUCGGCGAUUUGCCUCCCAAAGACAAGCGGAACUUUCUGCUGCUAUGUCUCCUCUAUUUCCUGCAGGGUAUACCCAUGGGCUUGGCCUCGGGCUCCGUACCGUUCCUCUUAAAAAGCUACCUCUCAUAUGGCCAGAUCGGCAUAUUUUCUCUCGCCAUAUACCCUUACUCUUUGAAACUGUUGUGGAGUCCGAUCGUGGAUGCAGUGUGGAGCAGGAGAUUCGGAAGGAGGAAAAGCUGGAUUACUCCCAUCCAGACCAUCUCUGGGCUGUCGAUGAUCUAUCUGGGAGGCAACAUUGACGACAUGAUGAAGGCCGCGGGCGAGAACGAUGGAGCUGGUGUCUGGGGGUUCACGGGCUGGUGGUUCCUGCUUGUGUUCUUAUGCGCGACUCAAGACAUUGCGGUUGACGGAUGGGCCAUUUCACUUCUCUCUAUCCAAAACAUCUCGUACGCCUCUACAGCACAGACGGUGGGCUUGACGGCUGGCUCAUUUCUAUCAUACACGGUCUUUCUCGCCCUGCAAGCCCCGGAUUUUGCGAAUCGCUGGUUCAGAGUCGUGCCCCAGGAAUACGGGCUCCUUACACUUGGUGGAUACAUGGCGUUCUGGGGCUGGGUUUACCUCAUCGUGACGGUCGGCUUGGCCGUGAUGAAACGGGAGGACAAAUCCAGCGAGCGAGAAGGCAUUAUGGAAGUCUACCGAAGUAUGUGGGCUGUGCUCAAACUUUCCAAUGUGCAGACCAUCAUCAUCGUCCAUCUGAUAUCGAAGCUAGGCUUCGUCGCCAAUGACGCCGUGACGAAUCUGAAACUACUGGACAAAGGCUUCGGACAGGCCAACAUGGCAUUGGUCGUCCUGAUUGAUUUUCCUUUCGAAUUGGGCCUGGGAUACUACGCCGGGAAAUGGUCGACCGAAUACACGCCUCUGAGAUUAUGGUGUUGGGCAUUUGUAGCUCGUCUGUUGGCAGCGGUGUUCGCGCAAAUCACCAUCAUGAUAUAUCCUGUUGGACCACACGACCCGGUCCCAAUGUGGUAUAUGCUCGUGGUGAUUUGCGCGCACGUCUACUCGACCUUUAUGAACACCAUCAUGUUUGUCGCUUCGGCUGCUUUCCAUGCCAGGAUAGCGGAUCCGACAAUUGGCGGCACUUACAUGACAUUACUAGCCACCGUCUCGAACCUCGGAGGCACAUUCCCGAAGUUCUUCAUCCUCAAAUUCGUCGACCUCUUCACGCGCGCCACCUGUAUCCCGCCGAGCGAUCCCGAUGCGUUCCUAAAAUCCCACCCCGACACCACCCCCAUCACAUCUUCCUUCUCCUGUGCUCUUGAGGCGGAUAAGACCGUCUGUCUCAAAGGGGGAGGAACAUGCCUCAUCCAGCGCGAUGGCUAUUACAUCACCAAUGUCGUGUUCGUGAUUAUCGGGGCCGUCACUUUCUGGUUGUACAUUGAACGGAAGGCACUGGCGCUGCAGGCCUUGCCGUUACGGGCGUGGAGGGUGGGCGACCAGGGGCGAGAGUAUCGCCGGGUGCCGCAGGGUUGA
Molecule: messenger RNA, 2058 nt
Organism: Cladophialophora yegresii CBS 114405
Lineage: Eukaryota; Fungi; Ascomycota; Eurotiomycetes; Chaetothyriales; Herpotrichiellaceae
Exons: 2
Coding region: 1-2058 (685 amino acids)
Cellular component (GO): membrane
Molecular function (GO): acetyl-CoA transmembrane transporter activity
Source: RefSeq, a predicted model, not a curated record